Messenger RNA from Puntigrus tetrazona (Sumatra barb), 5948 nucleotides. It is a transcript of the gene fbrsl1, whose product is annotated as fibrosin-like 1. The transcript is spliced from 21 exons. Lineage: Eukaryota; Metazoa; Chordata; Actinopteri; Cypriniformes; Cyprinidae. The record is from RefSeq and is a predicted model, not a curated record. Bases 998 to 4831 code for a protein of 1277 amino acids.
ACAGGACGAGAAACACCCCGCGAACGACGCGCCACGAAAAAAUAAGUUCCUCGGAGCAAUAUAAUAAACCAGCUCACUUCCUCUGGCAAUCGCAGAAGUGGCGGAAGUACGUCAGUUUGCUAGACUCCGAGCGUUUACACUUCGCAGUGCGAUUUCUGACGAGCGAGAACGGAGAAGAGAAGAGGAGACGCGAAUCAUCCGCUGUCUCUUUAAAGCCACUUAGCGAAGCUUCGCGUAUUCCGACAAACACGCCGACGUCUCUCCCCUCGGUCGCGGCGCGCGGACAGCGUUCGGGAAUGGAGGCGUUCAACUUACUCUCCGCUGGAUGAAGAACUCUUCUUUUUUCCUCCCCUGGUUGGAUAUGAUUUGUUUUUGGCGGAUCGCGCGCUGAAGAAGGAUCUUUGGGGGGGAGAUACAGCCGCGUUCUCGGCUUGACGCGGACCGCGUCGUCUCGGAUGGUUUCGUGGCGUCUCUUCGCGUUCAAACUUGCCGAUGCAAUAAGUUCCCAUUUGCAAAUUGCCUGACGAACGCGCGGAUGCUUAUUUUGUUGUUUCUGGCACGGCGGGUCAUGGAACGGGUGGAAAUUAAAGCAGGGCCAGCAACGUGAAUCCAGCGUGCGGUCUGCAGCAUACACACACACACACACACACACACACGCUGAUGUUGUUGUAUUCCGUCGCAACAAAGUUGCCGUGCGCUCGGAAUUCACGCCACCGUAAUUAAACAGCCAUUUUGCACCUGUUUAAAUGAAGCGAGGCGUUUCGAUCCCGUGACGCCGUGCUUUGGAUUACACGCACGCCUUAACCUGCAUGGAUCACGUUUGUUUGUUUACCACGUUACGGAGCUUACCAUCCAAGGUCAUACUGUAAAUUGUUUACAGGCUCCGGUAUCUAUGGGUGUGUUUUAUUGAUUGCGUGGAAUCGAUUGGUUUUGACGCGAUCGAGUGUCAUUUUUUUGUUUUCUCGCGGGGGCGGGAGGGCAUCGCACCGAUUUUAAAAUGGAAGGGAAAGUGAAGCAGAGUCGCAGAUCCCGCUCGCAGCGCGAGAGGGGACGGAAGCGGGAGGCGCGCGCCGGGGAAGCCCAAAACCGGAGCCCCUCGUCUGGUUCCGAGCGGGAGCGAAGUCCCGGUAAAAACGCUCCGUCGCGCUCGACUUCCUCGAGCAAAACCCCGCGACCCCCCCGGAGGAAGAGGCGCGAGUCCAGUUCCCAAGAGGAGGAUAUUAUUGAUGGAUUUGCAAUAGCCAGUUUCGUCAGUUUGGACCGUCUCGAGAACAAGAAUGUCUCGGUUAAAAUGGAAAAGAAGAAAUGGGAGGAUAUUGUAGUGAAACAACAGAAGGAGGCCGACGAGAACGUGACCCCUGACAUAGACGAGAACGGCUUCGGCAAUCUGGCCACCAGCAUGGGGCAAGACCAGGAGCGGGUGAAAGAUCGUCUGCUGAAGAACACGUACUCCAAGAAGAGCAAACGAUCCUUGAGUCUUCUGAGCCAGGCUGGGAAGAAAAUGGAAGUGACGGAGGUGAAUGCAGCACCCAGGAGCAGCUCCAAAGACCGUCUCAGUGAGAAAAUCACAGGAGGAAACCAGGUGUUUUUCCAGAUUACCAAUAGCUCCACUCACUCUCUGUCAGGACGAGGGUACUCGUGUGACAGCGAGAGUGACAUCGAUGACAAGGCAUCUGAUGUAGGAUCAGAGAAGCUUUUCUCGCCUACUGCACCUAAAGUUACGCCAACGAAUGAGAAUCUCGGGUCCAAAACUUGCAGCUCGACCAAAGUGUCUGGCCUUCAGCGGAGCCAGGAACAGAAUAACGACGUUUCGUUUGUCCCGCCGAUCUCAAGUCCGACCCCAGCGUCGCCCCCUACGGGGUCUCCUGCCCCUGCUGCGGCGGCAGCCCCCGCGCCUAGACCGCACCCGAUCUCCACAAACCCUCUCGCUAUCAAGAAGGAAUCUGUGCCUCCUAACCCCACCCCUUCCCUCCUGAGGAACCAAUCACAUUCACUGGAGCACAGAGUCCCGCCCCCGUCGCACCACAGCCAGCCAGUCAUCAGCCACCAUCAUCAUCCUUCGCCGUACAGCAGUCUUCACGACAUCAGUAACAACCCUUCCGCGCUUCCUCCGAAACACCACCUGCCUCACUCCCCUCAUCACCUCAGCGGCCUCCCGUCUCCUGCUCCUCCUCUUCCCCUCUCCAUCGCCGGUCUGCCCUCCUCCCACUACUCCCUUCACUCGCCCUCUCACCUCUCCAGCCAUCCGGCCAUGUUCGCCACCCCUGCUACACUGCCUCCACCGCCCACCUUACCGACCAACAGCCUGGUGGUGCCAGGACACCCUGCCGGACCACCCUAUCCAGAUGUUUCGAGAGCGAGGCGAAAUGGGGCACGCAUCAGAGAGCAUGAUCUUCUGCGGCAGGAGCUGAACAACCGCUUCCUGGUUCAGAGCUCGGAGCGAGGUCGGGGGGCGGCCCCUGGGGCCACAGGGUCGCCGUUGGCCCCUGUGUCGCUCCUCCGGGCCGAGUUUCACCAACAUCAGCAUAUGCACCAGCACCAACACACGCAUCAGCACACCUUCACGCCCUUCCCUGCCAGUCUGCCCCCGGCAGCCAUCAUUGGGCCGCCCACUGCACCUCCCAUGGUGCGUACCCCAGCCAGAAAUUUCGACAAGUACGCCCCAAAGCUGGACAAUCCCUUCUUGAGACAUUCAAAUUUCUUUCCAUCCUAUCCACCAACAAUGCCAGGCAUGCCUCCAUUGCUUCCACAUUCAGGGCCCUUCAGUUCACUGCAAGGAGCCUUCCAGCCAAAGGCUUCAAACCCUAUUGAUGUUGCAGCACGACCAGGAGCGGUCCCACACACUCUCCUUCAGAAGGACCCAAGGAUAACAGAUCCUUUUAGGACCUCAGUAAGAAAGCCAGGCAAAUGGUGUGCAGUGCAUGUUCAAAUCGCAUGGCAGAUCUAUCAUCAUCAGCAGAAGAUGAAACAGAUGCACUUGGACCCACAUAAACUGGAUAUGAAUGGGAAACUUGAUCUGUUCAGUCGUCCUCCAGCUCCAGGCGUGUUCCCUGGGUUUCCCUACCCUCAUGAUCUGGCCAGACCCCUCUUUUCAUCAACAGGAUCGGGACAUCCAGCUGCUUCACCCUAUGGACCGUCUCCUCAUCACGCUGGCUUCCUGCCUCCUAGCCAUUUGGCAGGUAAGUAUCCAUUCAGUCGCUCCAGUACCUUUGGCGGCCUCAGCAACCUUUCAAGCAGUGCCUUCGGUGGAUUAGGCAACCCAGCCCUCGGGGCCAACAGUGUAUUUGGACCCAAAGAGGGUCCAGGGCUGCCUGGUCUCAGUAGUCCUCAUCAUGACACCUGGAAUCGGCUGCACCGAACACCACCCUCCUUCCCGACCCCUCCACAGUGGCCCAAAUCCGCAGAUGCAGAAAGAAGCAGCUCUGCAAACAGCCACGACAGAGAGAGAGAGCGGGAACGGGAGAAAGAAAAAGAACGGGAAAGAGAAAAAAGGGACUCUUCUAUUGGGAAGGAAGAGAAGGAUAAAGACAGAGACUCUUUAGAUCGCAAUCGCCAUUCAAACCGCUCCUCUCCAGCUUCCGCUCCAGUUAGCUACCAGAUCAGCAGCCUGAUCCGCUCUAACAGCCAGAACUCAACCGACUCUGGCAGACACCGCAGCGGUAGUGCAGAUCGCAACCGGGAGCCAGAGAAAGAGUUGCUGGACCGCCAGCGAGAGGCAGGCAUUUUGGGAGACAUAAAGGUGAAGGAAAGUCGUUCUCCAGGGAAGGAAAUCUCAGACAGACGUUCCUCUGACGACUCUCUCAAAUCUGUUCACCGGUCGCCCUCUCCAUACUCGAAAAACGUCCUUAACGAUGCAGGAAUCAAGAUGGGUAUCCCACAACCGCUGCCGAUGAAAGAAAACGAGAGGGAUAGGAAGGAGACCAACUCCGGAGAUCUGCUACAGAAGGUGAAGAACGACAUGAAGAUCAAAGAGGAACGCAAGGAAGACCAGGACGUGAUGGUGGUUGGAUCGGAAGCAGCCACUAAACCUCAAAUCCCUCUUCCGCCGCACCAAACUACGCCAAUUGCUCACCACCCUGUGCUAUCCCAUCAGCCUCCUCCGCCGUCUCCUCGCUGUAGCGACCCUCCAACACCGUCUUCGCUUCACGGUGUCCCCAUGCCGCACUCGCUGCCACUCACCCUGAGCGCCAUGCAUCAAAUGGGAAGUCUGAAUGCACUUGAACGCACCCGCAUGGCACCUUUCAUGGGAGUCAGCCCUCUAGCGGCGGGUCGAGACCGCCUUCCUCAUCCUGCCUUUUCCUGGGAUCCCCUACGGGAGGCUUACCGAAACCUUGACCUUCAACGCCGCAUGGACUUCCAGCUGCGUUCUGAGUCCGGACACCGCUUCCCCGGUGUCUACGAUCCAGAACGGCCCUAUCGGGAUCGGGAGCCGCAUGACUACUCCCACCACGAACACCUCCUGGAGGUUCGGCGGGAACAGGAGAGACUGAGGCAACAGGCUGAGGAAAGGGAACGCUUGCAUUUAAGGGAGGAACUGGAUCGAGCAAGGCUCCACCAGCUUCACCAAUCGCCCAUUGAAGGACACUUACCCCACAUGCCGCCAUUUAUGUCGCACCUUGGUGGGAUGCCGUACCCAAGGCUUAGCCCUUCAACAGGACACAACGGACUUCUUAACCGGACACCCCCAACCGCAGCACUAAGUGCCCCUCCUCCUCUGGUACCCUCUGGUGCUGCCAGACCAGCUUCUCCAAGACGGACUACGCCAAUCACCACCCAGGACCCUCGGGAGUACUCACCAUCACGUAACCCCAAAGAAGUGGAGGCACGGUAACAUACAGAAAGGAGAAUGCCUCAUUUGAGUUGGACACUGGCAACAUGCACUUAUUUUCACAGAAAUUAGAGUAAAUGAUAAAUAGAUAUGUGUGAUUUGUACAAAUGUUUGUACCUUGGAACAAGCACAUCAGCCGGCUUUUUUAAUUGAUUGGAUUUGGGGGAAAAGAGUACUUGUGGUAGCGCAAGACAUAAAGUUGAACUACCAACCAGAAAUUUGAUAUUAAUAUAUUAACCCAAUGCCUUUUCAGUUUUUCAUGUGAAAAGACAUUCUGAAAUUUGUUUGUACAUUUCCUAUCCCUCAUGUACAGACAUUUUUUUAAUGUAUUUGCAUUAAGUUUCAUUCGUUCCCUGCCCCGUAUUUAUCCUAGUGAGCUGCUGGAUGUCUACAUAUCUGUAAAUGGUAUGAUCUCAGCUGAUGGUACCUGGAAAUAUUCAGCAGGGGCCAUGUACAAAAUUACACUUUGGAGGGGUUUUUGUUUGUUUGCUUGAUUUUUUUUUUUUUUUUUUUUUUUCCGAGAUAUGCAGACAAAUAUGUAUUACGAUAUUCUUGUUUGGUUUAUGUAAAGUUCAAAGAUAUUGUAAAUAUCUUGUUGAUAUUACUUGGAACGAAAUGACAUUGUACAUUUGUUAGGCUUUUUAAAUGUUUCUAAAAAACGAUGAAAUGAAACAGAACCACUUCCGGGUUGAAAUCCGUGUUGACGGAGCUGUCCAAUCAGAGGGGAGGACUCGAAUGGGGGCGAUGGCAUGGCGGUGCAAUCUAUGCAAAGAGGACUAAGAGUGUUCUGAUUGGACGGUUAUCAAAAGUGGGGACCUGGAUAACUGUUAUUCAUUUGUCUAAUGAAGAGCCAAUGAAACAAACAGCUAUAAACUUCCGGGUCAUAAAGGAACUGCUUUUGCAGUGAACACUUCUCCAGCCACAAAACCUGGACAUCUGAGAAACAUUUUGGAAUGGUUGGGGUGGCAAUAGACUCUUUCUGUCGACCUUGUGGUGUUGUGCAGUUGUUUUUUCUUAGACUCUUGUAUACAAAACAAGUAGAGCUUUAGGCGUGAAAAAAUGAAAAUGAACAUUCAUGGUUUAAAAAUGUAUGGAAUAAAGGUUGGACCUUAUAUCUGCA